Drosophila bipectinata is the source of this 3006-nucleotide messenger RNA. RefSeq names its product serine/threonine receptor kinase thickveins (gene tkv). The record is from RefSeq and is a predicted model, not a curated record. Gene Ontology annotation, biological process: BMP signaling pathway; cellular response to growth factor stimulus; protein phosphorylation. Gene Ontology annotation, cellular component: plasma membrane; signaling receptor complex. Gene Ontology annotation, molecular function: ATP binding; SMAD binding; transforming growth factor beta receptor activity, type I. NCBI's taxonomy places the organism in Eukaryota, Metazoa, Arthropoda, Insecta, Diptera, Drosophilidae.
AGAUCACUGUUAUGAAAAUCGCCCGCGAGUCGUGACGUGCGCACGGACUCUGUUUUUUUCGCCUCGAAAUCGCUACGUUCUCGCGUCUGGCUGGCCAACAAGAGUGUAUUUUCAAAGUGUGCUUCAAAGUAAACAAAAUACGCUGGCUAAAAACGUGUUUAAGAGGCAGAAAAUCUAACACAAUCUGAAAAUCUGAAACAAGCUGCCGCCACAAAAGUUUCUCAAACAAAUGAAUAAAGUGGAUGUUGCAUUUAUGUGGUUAUUUUGUGUCAGUGCCGUCGCCCUAUCAGUAAUCAGUGCCUAAGAAAAUAGCCGAGAAAACACACAGGAUAUACGAAUGCAAUGACCGAGGAUUGAGUUUCACCUGAUUUGUAUUGCCACCUUUCGUAUAUAAUUAUAAUCAACGUGAUCACGCGCUCACACCAGAAAACAAAAAAAAAAUAUAAUAAAAAACAAUAAAAGAAGCUAAGCGAGAGGAGACCACAGAGCAGAGAUCUGUAGAGAAGCGGAAGAAGAAGACCAGCGCCAGGAUCAAGUUUUUGGCGAAACCCAUAAUUUCGCUGCUCCAGCGCGUCGGCUCCACCAUCGUCAUCGUCUUGCUCGUAGUCUUCUUCUUCGCGGGCUCCACCGUGUCGCCGGCUUGACCGACGCCGCUGCCAUAAACAAACCCAUACUACCCAUACUCCGAAGCCCCGAAACCCAAACGAAUCCAGUUCUCCUGCAGCUUUUGUUUUGCUUUUGUUGCCUUGCUGCCUCGCGUUUAUUGUUUUGUUGCAAGAACGGCGAACGGCGAGAGGUGCGGAGACUGGCUGGUAGACUGUAGACUUGAGAAUCGAAGGGACUGGGAGAGAAGUGGCCCCAACACCCGGGAUCCCGUCCAACAAAAACAACCCAGAGGUAGAAGAGGAGAGAAAACGAAGAACGAUCGGUUGGGGCAACAACAACUAAGUUGCAUUGCAGCCGCCGUAUAAAAAUCAUCAAGAACUGUUGUUGCUGCGCCUUUGGCUAGCGUUCUUGUUGCUGUUGUAGCCAUCAGACAUGGCGCCGAAAUCCAGAAAGAAGAAGGCUCAUGCCCGCUCCCUGACCUGCUACUGCGAUGGCAGUUGUCCCGGCAACGUCAGCAAUGGAACCUGCGAAACCAGACCCGGCGGCAGCUGCUUCAGUGCCGUCCAAAGCUUCUACGAUGAAACCACAAACACCUACGAGGAGGAGCGCACAUACGGUUGCAUGCCACCCGAAGACAACGGCGGACUUCUAAUGUGCAAAGUGUCCGCCGUACCCCACCUGCAUGGCAAGAACAUAGUCUGCUGCGACAAGGAGGAUAUGUGCAACCGCGACCUGCAUCCCGUAUACACACCGAGGAUGACCACGCCGCCGCCAGAGCUGCCGGUGAGCAGCGAAUCCGUCCACACACUCGUCCUCUGCGGUUCCAUCGUUGUGUGCCUAUCGGUGCUGACGUUAAUCAUGGCCAGCCUGUGCAUCACCUACAAGCGGCGCGAGAAACGCAAGCAACCGCGUCUAAUCUCCUCCAUGUGCAACUCCCAGCUGUCACCGCUCUCCCAGCUCGUGGAGCAGAGCUCCGGUUCCGGAUCGGGACUGCCGCUCCUGGUGCAGCGAACCAUUGCCAAGCAGAUCCAGAUGGUGCGACUGGUGGGCAAAGGCCGCUACGGCGAGGUCUGGCUGGCCAAGUGGCGGGACGAGCGAGUGGCCGUCAAGACCUUCUUCACCACCGAGGAGGCCUCCUGGUUCCGCGAGACCGAGAUCUACCAGACCGUCCUCAUGCGCCACGACAACAUACUGGGCUUUAUUGCCGCCGACAUCAAGGGAAAUGGCAGCUGGACGCAGAUGUUGUUGAUAACUGACUACCAUGAGAUGGGAAGCCUACACGAUUACCUCUCCACGUCGGUGAUCAAUCCUCAGAAGCUGCAGCUGCUGGCCUACUCCCUGGCCUCCGGCUUGGCCCAUCUGCAUGAGGAGAUCUUUGGAACUCCGGGCAAACCAGCGAUUGCCCAUCGGGACAUCAAGAGCAAGAAUAUUCUGGUGAAGCGCAACGGCCAGUGCGCCAUUGCCGAUUUUGGACUGGCGGUGAAGUACAACUCGGAACUGGAUGUGAUCCAUAUUGCACAGAAUCCUCGUGUCGGAACACGCCGCUACAUGGCGCCAGAGGUUCUCAGCCAGCACCUGGAUCCCAAGCAGUUCGAGGAGUUCAAGCGGGCGGACAUGUACUCCGUGGGUCUGGUGCUGUGGGAGAUGGCCCGCCGCUGCUACACACCCAUUUCGGGAACCAAGACGACAACCUGCGAAGACUACGCCUUGCCGUACCACGACGUGGUGCCGUCGGAUCCCUCGUUCGAGGACAUGCACGCUGUGGUGUGCGUAAAGGGCUUCCGGCCGCCGAUACCGUCGCGCUGGCAGGAGGACGACGUCCUGGCCACCGUCUCCAAGAUCAUGGUGGAGUGUUGGCACCCGAAUCCCACCGUCCGCCUGACGGCCCUGCGCGUUAAGAAGACGCUGGGGCGACUGGAAACGGACUGCCUGAUCGACAUGCCCAUGAAGAUCAUCUAAGCAUACUAUCUGUAUCUGUAGCUAUAGUCCCGUUCUAGGUUUGACCUAUGUUGCAUUUAGUUUUCUGUUUUUCUUUCUGUUUUCGCUUCACCUUCUGUGAAGCCAGCCUCCUAGUUUGGUUCGUAAUCUUAAGUUAAUUAGCUGCCUGUACUUGGGCGGAGCAGAGCCGAGGAUCCCGAAGAGGUGCCUAUUUUACGAUUACUUUAAUCGCCGCACUGAUUGUAAGCUAGAUGUUAGAGUUACGGCUAGCACAUAAGACUAGUUAGGGCUAGACACUAAGGCCUCGUUGCAAACAUCUUUUGCAAAAUCUUUGGUUAGAAAAAUGCUUUAACUAUUUGAGAAAUACUUGAAGAAGAAGUACGUGUGUCUUUUGAAUGUACAUAAGUUUGCGGACUAAAAUCAAUCGGAAUCGAAAUUACCUUAUAGUAGGUGUAUACUAUA